Molecule: messenger RNA, 3267 nt
Organism: Styela clava
Lineage: Eukaryota; Metazoa; Chordata; Ascidiacea; Stolidobranchia; Styelidae
Product: signal peptide peptidase-like 3
Biological process (GO): membrane protein proteolysis
Cellular component (GO): lumenal side of endoplasmic reticulum membrane; cytoplasmic side of endoplasmic reticulum membrane; Golgi-associated vesicle membrane
Molecular function (GO): aspartic endopeptidase activity, intramembrane cleaving
Source: RefSeq, a predicted model, not a curated record
UGUUAUUCAGUGUUUGAAGUAGAAUAGUCAGUUCCUACAUGUUCCUCACGCGUCGGUGAGCAUUGUUGUGGGAUUUAUUCUGUCAAAGAAAAUGGAUUAUUGCAGAUGUUCAUUUAACAUGGACAUAGAGGAUAUGUUCCAAAAUUACAGAACUGAACAAAAACUAGUUUGUCAGUCUCCGCAGAAAUGUUCCAGGCAACCAUAUAUUCGUCCCGUGUGGCGGAAAGUUCGAAUUGUUCCGACAAUAUUACUCAUGUUGAUUUUUCACAUUGCGAUUGCUGGUGCGCAGGACAAUUUAGGGGCCGUAAAAAUGAGCUCUAAUGAGGUAGCUCAACUAGAAAACGCCGUUGCUGCAGAGCCUCAGGCUCAAAAUCAGCAGCAGGCUGAGCCUAAUCAGCAGCUACAAGACUUGUCGAAUGUGAAAGAAAUACCGCUUUCUGUCUCCAUUGAUAAAGGAAGUUAUACUUGGGCGUUUUCAGUUCUCGAUUCAUCCAGAGUUUCUACUUUUGUGAUUGCUAUUCUUCUGGUUGUUUAUGGCAGUUUCAGGUCAAUAAACAUGGACCAGAAGCCGAGCAAUCCAGGAAGUAAAUCUAACGAAGGAGGAAGUGGGUCGUCCGUUGUUAAUGAUGUUACUUCGGGAUUCCAAACAAUCGACUCCGCUCAGGCACUAUGUCUUCCUAUCGGAGCCUCUGUCUCUCUUCUUAUUAUGUUUUUCUUUUUUGAUUCAAUGCAACUUGUUUUUGCUAUUUGUACUGCAAUUCUUGCCGCUUCUGCAUUUGCUUUUUUGAUGUUACCAAUGUGUCAGUAUUUCAUGAGACCGUGUGCUCAGAAUAAAAAAAUAUCUUUUGGAUUAUGUGGUCGUUUCACUCCAGCUGAACUACUCUCUCUUGUACUCGCAAUAUUGUUCGUAUCAGUCUGGGUUUUUACUGGGCAUUGGAUUCUAAUGGAUGCUCUUAGUAUGGGACUCUGCGUAUCAAUGAUAGCUUUGUUACGUUUACCAAGCCUCAAAGUCUCGUGUCUUCUGCUGUCCGGUCUGCUAAUUUACGACGUGUUCUGGGUUUUCUUUUCAUCUUAUAUCUUCAGUGCUAAUGUCAUGGUGCAGGUUGCCACAGCUCAAGCUGAUAACCCAGUUGGCGUAGUCGCUCGUAAAUUAAACCUCGGAAUGGGCAAGGAUGCUCCUCAACUAUCAUUACCUGGAAAGUUAGUUUUCCCAAGUUACGGCAGUGAGCAUUUCUCUAUGCUUGGUCUGGGUGAUAUUGUGAUGCCAGGGCUUCUGCUAUGCUUUGUUCUUCGCUAUGACAAUUAUAAAAAACAAAGACUAGAGGGGGAGGGGUAUGUCCCUCUUGCUGCUGGGAAUUUGAUCUACAGAGUGCGGUACUUUCAUUGCACACUUUUGGGAUAUUUUAUCGGCCUCAUCACAGCAACCAUUGCAUCGGAAGUUAACCGAAGCGCUCAGCCAGCCCUUCUGUAUCUUGUGCCAUUUACUCUGUUGCCACUGAUUACAAUGGCUUAUUUAAAAGGAGAUCUGAAGCAAAUGUGGAAUGCACCAUUCAAAGCAGUGACUCAGCGAUUUAUGGAUGUAUGAUGUCAUAUGACACAGCGAUCCUUGGAUUUGUUUGAAGUCUUCAAUAAAUGAUGUCAUAGUUUGUUCUGCAGUAUUCAUUAUGUCAUAUUUGUGAAGGAAGAUUGUCAAAACUGAUAUUAUUUGAUCACAAUUUAUUAGUAUGUCGGUCAAUGAUGUCAUAGAAUAUUAUAAAACAAAAGGAAAUGACUAUCAUCAGAUUUAAAUUUUUGUUUUCAAUUGGAUUUACAGCUAAUUUAUUUUGAAAACAUGGUAUAAAACAAUUACACAAGACAAACACUGAGCGAAACCUUGCUAUAUGCAUCCGCAUUUGACAAUUCUGGUGCGAUAGUGGUAUAAAACAACCUAUGAUCUACUGACAUAAAAACUCCCCCUACCCAAUACUAUCAAUUUCCCCAGUAGUUGAAGUCUUAGACCAGCAUUUCCCAACCAAAGCCCUUGGCCUUCCAAGAGGGAGAGCAUUAUGAGGGGGCCACGAUGCUAGGUGCAAAACUGAUUUUACUUUUCAUUACAAGAAAACCCUGUUCUUCUUAGUUUCAUUGCUUGAUAAGGUUAUUUCACAGGGGGUUUUCACUUUAUAAAGUAUGAAUUGUUUGAUUAUAUUGGGAUUUAGAAUCUACUAAUCAAAAUAACACUCGACCAGGUAUAAACUAAAAGCCUCGGACAUCAUAAGCAAGGUUACCGUCAUCCUAAAAAAGUCUCUUUGAGAAAAUUAAUUUUGUUCUCUGUUACCUUACUUACAUACCCAGUUUUUUUUCCUUUUGCCAAAACUACUUUGUUGGAUCAUAAUGAUCCCUUUAAAUCGCUCAUAAUCAAGUCCUUUGUGUUAUUAUAAUAACCUAUCGUUACUCUUCAAUUGUCAUUACCAUGACAUCACAAUGAACUACAAAUGUACCAUUAUCUUCUUGUUUCUUUCCUUAUUAUUUCUUAUUUUGACCUGUAGUGGUAUUGUGUUGAAUUUAAUAUUUUUUGAGAGAGGCCUAAAAGAUGAUUGUCACUAGAGGGACUAUUGUGCUUCCCCGAUGCCAAUUCACAAAACUUGAGCCGCUGGUUGAACAAUGAGCAAGUUUUCUCAAAGCAAGGUCUUUGGCCCCCAACUCAAAGUGAAAAGAAUACAGCUAAUGACAUUCUCAGAUAUAUUUAUGGGUAAGAAACAAAUGUCCGUAUAUGAUGCAAAACUUUAGCUCUUGGUACUGUAUAGGAGUAUUUCCUGUUGAACAAAAUUUAAAUACAGGGUGUCCAUAAAGUCCCAUUUCAAUCUUGGUAUGAAGUCAGUUCUCAAUUUGUUUUUUAAUCAGUAAUUGUCCAAGUAUUUUUACUUCAUUUAAUACAUCUGUGAGGGCCAAAACGAUAUAUGGUAUCGAUAAAUUCCCCUUGUGCAAUUUUAGGACUUUAUGGACACCCUAUAUUUAGACUUCGAAGUAUAUUCGUCUGAAACAAAUAACUGGUCAACUCUUCCCAUACCUAAUCUGAAUUGGUAAUCGAAUUAAAGGCUCUGGUCAGCCAUCUGAAUAAGCAUCUUCCCUUUCUUCAGAAAUGAAUAUAUAAAUCUCGAACAGACUGUAUUUAUGAAAGUAAAGUGUUCAACUGGUUAUCCGACUGCAACUGAUAAAUGUGCACGACAUAUAUUUUCAAAACUUUACAUGUAUUGACUGAUAUUUUAAUUGAAAUGGAGAUUGAAUGUA